CGCCUUUGACUAGUAGACCAACCGUCUUCUCUGGGCCUUUGGGGGCUUUUUGUGCCAGACAAAAAACAAUCCUCUUCUUUCUCUCUCCCCAUUUUUGCAUUUCCAUUACCGUUACAUCAAGCUCCACUUGCAGAUUCUUCACCUCCUUAACUUCUGUAAUUUCAUGAUUAUCAUGUAUUAUGGAGCUCAGAGUUUCUUCUCUCAGUUAUAACUUAUAAGCUCUGAAAUAUAUUACACAGAAAUCUCAAAUGUCAAGUUGUUUAAUCGGCGUUAUAAGUCAAAUGGGGUUGAGGCAAAGAGAAUACUCUUUUUAUCUUGGAAUUUAUCUAGUGUUUUUGCUGAUGAGUGGAUUGAGCUAUGGAAAUGAGGAUGAUGUGGCAUGUUUGAGGUCCAUAAAAGAAUCCUUACAAGAUCCCAAUAAUGUCUUAAAUUCUACCUGGAAUUUUAGCAAUACAACACAGGGAUUCAUUUGCUCUUUUACUGGGAUAGAUUGUUGGGCUCCGAAUGAGGAUAGGGUGUUGAACAUCCGACUAUCGGGUAUGGGAUUAAGGGGCAGCUUCCCUCUUGGGAUUUAUAACUGCAGCUCGUUGCAGCACUUGGACCUGUCCUCAAAUGAGCUUCACGGAGUAAUUCCUGCUAAUGUUUCUGCCAUAAUGCCGUAUGUGACUUCACUUGUUCUCUCUUCAAAUAGGUUUUCUGGUGAGAUACCUGCGAAUCUUGCCAACUGCAGCUAUCUCAAUGUUCUUCAACUUGAUCACAACCGGUUUUCUGGACAAAUUCCUCCAGGAUUUGGCCAGCUUUCCCGGCUCAAGAGAUUUACCGUUGCUAAUAAUCUCUUGGUCGGGCCAGUCCCGUAUUUCAAUUCUACUAUCGAUGUUGAUUUUUCUGACAACUCAGGGCUCUGCGGGCCUUCUCUUAGUCCGUGUAAGUCAUCCUCAGGAAAGUCCAAUCCUAGGGUUAUUAUUGCUGUUGCAGUAUCUGUGGUGAGUGUUGGUGCUGUAGGAGUAGGCCUAGCUAUGUUCUUCUAUGCCCGUAGAGUUGCAGCAAAGAAGAAAGAAGAAGAUCCUGAAAAAAACAAAUGGGCAAGGAGUAUCAAAGGGACAAAGAAAAUCAAGGUGUCCUUGUUUGAGGAUUCAAUUUCAAAAAUGCGAUUGAGUGACCUCAUGAAGGCAACAGAUAAUUUCAGCAAACAAAAUAUUAUUGGUGAAGGAAGGAUGGGGACUAUAUAUAAGGCGAAAUUUGAAGAUGGAAGCUUGUACAUGGUGAAGAGGUUACAAGACACUCAACGUUCCGUGGAAGAAUUUAUGUCAGAAAUGGCUACACUUGGAAGUGUUAAACAUCGGGACCUAGUACCCCUCUUAGGUUUCUGUGUUGCCGGGAAGGAGAAGCUGUUGGUUUACAAGUAUAUGAAAAACGGUACUCUUUAUGAUAAACUGCAUCAGGGAGAAAAUGGUCAUUCUAUGGAAUGGACAACACGGCUCAAAAUUGCUAUAGGAGCAGCUAGAGCCUUCGCAUGGCUUCAUCACAAUUGCAACCCUCGCAUCAUUCACCGGAAUAUAAGCUCUAAAUGCAUUUUACUCGAUGCUGAUCUUGACCCAAAAAUAUCCGACUUUGGCUUGGCGAGGCUCAUGAAUCCCAUUGAUACACAUUUGAGUACCUUUGUGAAUGGAGAGUUUGGGGAUAUAGGGUAUGUGGCACCAGAAUACUCCCGAACUUUGGUUGCUACCCCGAAGGGAGAUGUUUACAGCUUUGGAACGGUUCUCCUCGAGUUAGUAACUGGUGAGAGGCCAACUGAAGUGAGUAAAGCCCCGGAAAGCUUCAAGGGUAACCUGGUGGAUUGGGUUGUAGAACUCUCUAACAACAACAAUUUAAAACAUGCCGUUGAUAAAUCAUUGGUUGGGAAGGGUGUUGAUCAUGAAAUCUUCCAGUUUUUCAAAAUAGCUCGGAAUUGCAUAACCUUGAAUCCGAAGGAAAGGCCUUCGAUGUUUGAAGUUUACCAACUGUUGAGAGCUGUUGGGGAGAGGUAUCACUUCUCAAAUGAUGGUGAAAUUAUGUUGCAAAUGGAUGUUGGUGAUGAUGACCUACGGGAGCUCAUUGUUGCUCAAGAAGAGGCAAAAUCUGAUCAAUGAAGAUUUCAUUUGUAAAGGUAUCAUUUCCAACGACACCUAAACGUAUAUAUAAUUGUGUGUUUCUUAUCAUAUGCUCUGUAUUCUUCCGUGUUAUCAUGUACAGUAUUCUUCUUGUUUUUGAAUUACAAUCAUAUAUAUAUAUAUAUGUACAAGCUAGGCUGCAUUUCCUUAA
Molecule: messenger RNA, 2301 nt
Organism: Spinacia oleracea (spinach)
Lineage: Eukaryota; Viridiplantae; Streptophyta; Magnoliopsida; Caryophyllales; Amaranthaceae
Product: probably inactive leucine-rich repeat receptor-like protein kinase At5g48380
Exons: 3
Coding region: 249-2129 (626 amino acids)
Biological process (GO): protein phosphorylation
Molecular function (GO): ATP binding; protein binding; protein kinase activity
Source: RefSeq, a predicted model, not a curated record